CACCCCACACGCAGACACUGGCUGCCUGGUCUGAAGGAGCCUCUCGGCAGCAGAGCAGCCCCCGGCGAAGGAGCAGCAGCAGCAAAGAGUGGGGAAAGUUGUCCCCCCCCUUCCCCCUCAGGAGGCAGAGCCAUGGGCUGCAGCGGGGGACUGCGGGCUGCCCGCUCCGCGCUCCUGGCGCUGCUGCUCGGACUCUCUGCCCCGCCGUGGCUGCAGGCGGAGAAGCUGGGGGAUGGAUGUGGACACAUGGUGGUAUAUCAAGACAGUGGCACUCUGUCAUCCAAGAACUAUCCUGGGACUUACCCCAACUAUACAGUUUGUGAAAAGAAAAUUCAAAUACCUCAGGGAAAACGACUGAUCUUAAAAAUUGGAGACUUAGAUAUUGAAUCCCAAAAAUGUGAAUCUAACUACCUUACCAUUCUUAGCUCUUCAACAAUAUAUGGACCAUACUGUGGCAAUAUGAUGCCUGGUCCUAAAGAAAUUAUCUUGGAUACUAAUGAAGCAACUAUUCGCUUUGAGAGUGGGUCCCAUGUAUCCGGACGGGGCUUUCUGUUAUCCUAUGCCAGUAGUGAUCAUCCAGAUCUAAUCACAUGUUUGGAGAGAGCAAACCAUCACGUGAAGAACGAAUACAGCAGAUACUGUCCUGCUGGUUGCAGAGACAUAGCAGGUGAUAUUUCUGGGAAUAUAGUGGAAGGAUACAGAGAUACCUCCUUAUUGUGCAAAUCAGCCAUACACGCAGGUGUUGUUGCAGAUGAGCUGGGUGGCCAGAUCAAUGUGAUUCAGCAGAAAGGAGUAAGUCGAUACAAAGGCAUCCUGGCCAAUGGCAUCCUUUCACAGGACGGCUCACUCUCAGACAAGCGGUUUGUGUUUACCUCAAAUGGCUGCAAUAAAUCCUUGAGUUUGGGAGAUGGAUUCAUCCCCAACAGCCAUAUUACAGCAUCGUCCUCUUGGGAAGAGACCAGUGAAAUUGGGGAAAGUGUUCAGUGGUCUCCUGACAAGGCCUGGCUUCAAGUCCAAGGGAUUUCAUGGGCUUCCAACCAUAGCAGCCACCGGGAGUGGUUGGAAAUAGACUUGGGAGAGAAAAAGAGAAUAACGGGGAUUAGGACUACAGGAUCUACUAUGCUGAAGUUUAACUUUUAUGUAAAGACCUUUAUUAUGAACUAUAAAAAUAACAACUCAAAAUGGAGAACUUACAAAGGAAUCCUAAGCAAUGAAGAAAAGGUAUUCCAAGGCAACUCUAAUUAUGGGGACGUAGUACGUAAUAAUUUUAUACCUCCUAUGGUGGCCCGAUACGUGCGGAUCAUUCCACAGACCUGGCAUCAAAGAAUAGCAUUUAAGGUGGAGCUGAUUGGUUGUCGAAUAAUGCAAGCUAACAACUCAUUUACUCACCCAAUGUGGCAAAGACCAAGUCAAAGCACAGGUGUAGCGGUUGGAAAAGAAGACAGAACCAUCACAGAACCCAUCCCAUCAGAAGAAACCAGCUUAGGGUUAAAACUUACAGCUAUAGUUGUCCCGGUCUUAGUAGGGCUGUGUCUGUUCCUGCUCUCUGGGAUUUGUAUCUGUGCAGCCAUACGAAAGAGAGAGACAAAAGGAGGUGCUUAUGGUUCAUCUGAUGCACAAAACCCAGGUUGUUGGAAACAGAUCAAGCAGCCCUUCGUCAGACAUCAGUCAACGGAAUUUACCAUCAGCUAUAAUAAUGAAAAGGAGACUCCGCAAAAGCUGGAUCUAGUCACAAGUGACAUGGCAGAUUAUCAGCAGCCUCUCAUGAUCGGAACUGGGAUGGUAACAAGAAAAGGAUCCACAUUCAGACCAAUGGACACAGAGGAUGAGGAGAAGAAAGAUAGUUCAGUGAUCGAGAACCACUAUCACUGCCCGCACAGAGCUAGCCGUCAUGAAUAUGCGUUGCCCUUGACCAACCAGGAGCCUGAAUAUGCCACCCCUAUUAUAGAGAGGCAUCUAGGAAGAGAGAACACUUUUCCCUCUGAAAUUAACUACAAUGUACCUGUAAUUUCUUCGGCUCAUGAACAUUCCCUUUCUGCUGGCAGUUUCAGUAAUUCGGGUAGGACCGAUGUCAGGAAUGGGGACUAUCAAACACCGCAGAGUCUAAUCAACUAUGAUAAACCUAAAGUUAACUGUGUUUUGACCUCAGUGGGCUACAGUACUGACUAUCAGAAACCGCAAACUAAUUCACUGGUGAAUGAGGGUUAUUCAACGCCCAGAGACUGCCUAAAACCAAUAAACCAGACAGCAAUGACAGCACUCUUGUGACUUGCUGAGUUGAGAGAUUUGCUGCUCUAGUGAACAAUGUUCCUAUAUAGCUACUGGAAUGAAUGUAUUAUAGUUUAAAAGGAUCCCACUCCAGCAGCUAGAAGACAAACUCAGCCUGUGUACAUAAUAUUGCAGUUCUGUUGUGUUCUGACACUUGAAGACCAGAGUACACUGAUAAUCACUGACUAUAGCAAGAGAAAAUUAUCAGUGAAGACUCUGCUUUCUGUAACUGAUUUGUAAUAUGUGCAAUUUGUACAUAGUUUUUAUUUAAGAAAAAUAACUGAGUUUCCUUUCGUCUGUUUUGUUCUAUGUAUUUAAAUAGUAGGGAAAACAGCUGUUGCAGAAGUUCUUGUACAAAAAAUCUUUUGGUCAUCUGAACUUUAUUUUAUCUUCUGUUGUGUUAGCAGUCUUAAACUGUAUUCUCCUAUGGCUGUGGUGGUUCAUUUCCUUUCCCAGGGUAGCUGGAAAUAAGGCAUUUUAAUAGUUUUAUUCUUGAAGAGCAGAAGAAAUAAAACUACUUGAAGCAUAAAUGUGCACAAGAGGGUGGAUGAGCAAUUCAAUGUGAUACUCAAACCAAACUUAGCAGCUACUUUUUUAGUAGCAGUCUUUACAUGCUUGAAUUUAAUUUGAUAUUAGGAUGCAAGAUGAGUCUGUCCAUGUUAUUGUUUAUGUUAAAGACAAGUGGAAAAGAUUGAAACCAGUCUUGGUUCAAGCAGAGUGUUUUUCGUUGUGGUGAUCACUGAACAUCAUCUUUUUUGGAAUAUACAAAAUCUACAUCUGUGAAUCUGGCUUUUCAAGAAGUGUCUGUAGAGCUAAAAUGUGAAUUAGGACAAUUUACAAGCAGCGUAAGUUUUAAACGUUUCAUUGAACUCUUGGGUUAUUUUUCUUUUAAGUUCAGAGUUUUGCCCCUUCUGUCUGAAGUACACCUCUACCCCGAUAUAACGCGACCCGAUAUAACACGAAUUCGGA
This is a messenger RNA of Terrapene triunguis (Three-toed box turtle), 3237 nucleotides long. RefSeq names its product discoidin, CUB and LCCL domain containing 1 (gene DCBLD1). The coding region runs from base 133 to 2268 and encodes 711 amino acids. The record is from RefSeq and is a predicted model, not a curated record. The transcript is spliced from 15 exons. NCBI's taxonomy places the organism in Eukaryota, Metazoa, Chordata, Testudines, Emydidae.